Molecule: messenger RNA, 4036 nt
Organism: Galleria mellonella (greater wax moth)
Lineage: Eukaryota; Metazoa; Arthropoda; Insecta; Lepidoptera; Pyralidae
Product: ATP-dependent translocase ABCB1-like
Exons: 23
Coding region: 137-4015 (1292 amino acids)
Biological process (GO): transmembrane transport
Cellular component (GO): membrane
Molecular function (GO): ATP hydrolysis activity; ABC-type transporter activity; ATP binding
Source: RefSeq, a predicted model, not a curated record
AGUUACUGUUAGCUUAGUAAUGACACCAAUGGUGCGCGGAGCGGGUUUUUUCUCGACAUCUUAGCAACUUGCAAAUUACCAUUCGUAUUUUCCUGUUACCUUAUAUUAAAGUAGUAACUUAUUUUAUACAAUUAUAAUGGUGUUUUCUGAAGAUGACAAUAGUUUUGAUUACACGAGUCGAUCUCGUGAAAGUAUAAAUAAAAAAUUUGAAGAUAAUCGACGUGUUAAAUUAAAUAAAACAAAAGUCAACCAUAACAAAGAAAAUGAAGAACAUGACACUGAAUCUUUACUUUUAGAAAAAGUUAAUCCAAGCAUAGUUCCUACAAAAAGAAAGCAAGGGGAGAAGGAUACAAACACAGACGUUCCAAGCAUAUCGUUUUUUACCUUAUACAGGUUCGCCAGCACCAAAGACAUAAUCUAUAUAGUAACCGCACUAUUGUGUUCAGUUGUAAGCGGGUGUAUGAUGCCAGUUACCAUGAUCUUAUUCUCAAAUAUCUCUCAAAGUAUGGUCGACUACGAAAUGUCAUUAAAAAAGGGAAUCCCAGAAGAUGACGUGUUUUUGGAUUCUCUGCGAUUUUUUGCAUUAUGGAAUUCCGCAGCGGGCUUAGUGUUCGUUGUGUUAUCGUAUAUCGCCACAGUAUUAAUGAACAUAGCAGCGUUUAAUCAGAUAUAUAAAAUAAGACAAGAAUAUUUAAAAGCAGCGCUUAAUCAAGACUUUGGGUAUGUUGAUACUCAUCAAAUGGGAGAUUUCGCUGCAAAAAUGAGCAGCGAUGUUAUAAAAUUAGAAGACGGUAUCGGAGAAAAAGUGGCAACCAGUAUUUUCUAUUUGACAUGCUCCGUUAGUUCCAUUAUCACUGCUCUGAUAUUGGGUUGGAAACUAGCCUUGUUGUGUUUGAUAUCUUUCCCUGUUACCUUUGGACUACUUGGAAUUUCAGGAUGGUUAUCAUCUAGACUGUCUAAAAAAGAAACUGUAGCAUCGGGUAAAGCAGGCGCUAUAGCCGAAGAAGUUUUAUCGUCGAUCCGUACAGUGUACGCUUUCAGCGGGCAACAAAAAGAAAUGGAAAGAUACGAAAGUCACUUGAAAGAUGUCAGAAAAAUUAAUAUUAAGAAAGGUUUUUAUAAUGGCUUAUCAAUGGGAAUACUAUUUUUCUGUAUAUUCGGUUCGUACGCUCUCUCCUUCUGGUUUGGAUACAAAUUAACUGUAGAUGAGCCGGAAAUCUAUAACGUGGCUACUAUGAUUGCUGUAUUCAUGAACAUCAUUAUGGCCUCAGAGAACUUUAGCAUAUUAUCAACUCUUGUGGAGGUGUUCGGUGUCGCGUGCGGUGCUGGUGCACAGAUUUUCAGUUUGAUCGACAACGUGCCGACUAUCGACCCGUUACUAAACAAGGGCGCGGUGCCCAAACAUAUCGAUGGGAAUAUUGAACUGAAAAAUGUCGUAUUCCACUAUCCUUCAAAACCCGACGUGCCAGUACUGAAAGGUGUGAGCCUGAGUGUGAAACGCGGUCAGUCGGUGGCGCUAGUGGGACACUCUGGAUGCGGCAAGUCAACCAUCAUACAGCUGAUAUCGCGCUACUACGACGUUAUAGACGGAAGCGUAUGUGUGGACGAUGUUGACGUCCGCGAGUUGUCAGUACGAUGGCUGCGCGAUCAGAUCGGCCUGGUGGGGCAGGAGCCUGUGCUGUUCAACACGACCGUCAGGGAGAACAUCCGCUACGGACGAGAGAACGCUACCGAUUCUGAGAUUGAAACUUGUGCUAAACAGGCCAACGCACAUGAAUUCAUCAAAAAAUUACCUGCGGGGUACGAUACAUUAGUGGGCGAACGUGGAGCAUCUCUAUCAGGGGGACAGAAGCAACGUAUUGCGAUAGCCCGAGCUCUCAUACGUAAUCCACACAUUCUUCUCCUUGAUGAAGCUACCAGUGCACUUGAUACAUCGUCUGAAGCUAAAGUCCAAAAAGCUCUAGAUAAGGCACAAGAAGGUCGUACUACAAUUAUAGUAGCACACAGACUAUCAACUAUAAGGAAUGUAGAUGUGAUUUAUGUAUUUAAAAAUGGAGAAAUAAUCGAAUAUGGACCUCAUAAUGAAUUAAUGAAAAAGAAAGGACAUUAUUAUGAUAUGGUGAUGAUACAAGCACCUCCUGCAGCAGAUGAAAAUAAGGAUAAACCACAAUUGAACCGUAAACAGUCAACAGAAAUAAAUGAACAAGAUGAAGAUGAAAUCGUAAUAACUAAAACUACAGAAAAGAACGAUUUUGAAGAACUAGAAAAGGAAGUGUCAUUUUGGGAAGUAGUCAGGCUUAAUUCUCCUGAAUGGAAAUCUAUUACUGUUGCUAGUGCCUGUUCACUUGUAAGCGGGUUCGCUAUGCCAGUGUUAGCAGUUGUUCUUGGCGACUUUGUAGGGGUUUUUUCCAAUCCUAACACCGAUGAAGUGUCAUCCGAAAUACAAAGAUUUAUAAUCAUAUUUAUUGUUGCCGGAAUGUUCUCAGGGAUCGGCAAUUUCAUUACGGUUUAUUUUUAUGGUAUAGCUGGUGAGUGCUUAACAGAGAGGUUACGCAAAUUAAUGUUCGAAAAACUUCUGCAACAAGAAGUAGCAUACUAUGAUGACAAGAAUAAUUCCACAGGUGCACUUUGUGCACGAUUAGCUGGCGAAGCUGCCUCAGUUCAAGCCGCAACUGGUCAAAGAAUUGGUACUGUUUUGCAAGCGGCAGGAACAUUUAUUCUUGCUCUUGUUCUUUCGCUUUAUUAUGAAUGGCGUGUAGGAUUAGUAGCUUUCACUUCUGUACCACUUAUGGCUGCUAUCGUAUAUAAGGAAGGUAGAAUGGUGAGCGCUGAAUCCUUCGGAACCGCCAAGACCAUGGAAGCUAGCUCGAAGUUAGCUGUCGAAGCAGUGUCAAAUAUGCGCACAGUAGCAUCACUUGGAAAAGAAAAGAUGUUUCUAAAUAAAUACUCUGUGGAACUUCUGCCAGCCCUUCUAAUCGCUAAACGAUCUGCCCAUUGGCGUGGUAUAGUAUUCGGCUUAUCACGAGGUCUCUUCAAUUUUAUUUACGCCGCAGCUAUGUAUUACGGAGGAAUACUUAUUGUAAGCGAACAUAUUAAAUAUUCAAUAAUUCUGAAAUCAGUCGACUCACUUAUACUUGGUGCUGCUUCAGCAGCACAAGCUUUUGCCUUUGCCCCGAACUUCCAUAAAGGAAUAAAAGCUGCAGGACGUGUAAUAACAUUACUUAAAAUACAAUCUAAAAUUACUGAUCCUGUGACACCUAUGAAAGAAUUUAAAAAUACUGGAACAGCAGCCUUACAAGACGUAAGUUUCAAAUAUCCAACUCGACCAAAUAUACAAGUUCUUAAAAAUAUGAAUCUUCAAAUAGAGCAAGGACAAACUGUAGCGUUGGUAGGGGCAAGUGGAUGCGGCAAGAGUACAGUUAUACAGCUCCUCCAGAGGUACUACGAUCCAGAUGAUGGAAUUGUAACCCAAAGUGGUGUACCUAUACAAAAUCUCAGCUUGAUCGAUGCUAGACGAACGAUCGGUUUCGUGCAACAAGAGCCAAUACUCUUUGACCGAACGAUUGGAGAAAAUAUUGCUUAUGGGGACAACUCGCGCCAACCCAGUAUGGAUGAAAUCGUAGAAGCUGCAAAACAAGCAAACAUACACAACUUCAUUAAAUCACUGCCUUUAGGUUAUGACUCAAACAUCGGUACAAAAGGCGCUCAAUUAUCUGGAGGCCAGAAACAGCGAGUGGCUAUAGCAAGAGCAUUGAUCAGAAAUCCACAGAUACUGUUACUCGACGAAGCUACUAGUGCUCUUGACACAGAGAGUGAAAAGGUGGUGCAGGAUGCACUGUCCGCUGCGAGCGCGGGCCGCACAUGCGUGACGAUCGCGCACCGGCUGAGCACCGUGCGCGACGCGCACCGCAUCUGCGUGCUCGGCGACGGACGCGUACUCGAAGCCGGCACGCACGACCAUCUCAUGCGGCUCAAGGGGAUCUACUACAAUCUUAACAGAUCGGGCAAUAGUUAAUAUUAAAACAAUAUCAAUGAA